AUGAACCGAGGUGUUACUUUUAAAGUUGUUUUACUUGGUGAGGGUAGUGUUGGCAAAACAUCAAUAGUCCUACGAUACACAGAAAAUUCAUUUAACGAUAAGCACAUUGAAACGGAACAAGCAUCUUUUAGAACGAAAAAAUUAAUUUUGGAUGGUCGCCGUGUUGAAUUAUCAAUUUGGGACACUGCAGGACAAGAACGAUAUCGAGCACUUGGGCCUCUAUAUUUUCGUGAAGCAAAUGGUGCCAUAUUGGUUUUUGAUAUUACGGACCAGGAUUCUUUUAAUCAAGUGAAAGAUUGGGUCAAACAAUUGAAACGAGUAUUAGGCGAUGACGUCGUACUAUGUAUUGUUGCAAAUAAAGCGGAUCUUGAAAAAGACCGUCACGUAUCGAUGCAAACAGCAGAAGAAUAUGCGAGUGCGGUCAAUGCUAAAUUGUAUAAUACAUCUGCGAAAUUAAACAAAGGAAUAGAGGAGCUGUUUAAUAAUUUAACUCAAAGGAUGCUUGAAAAAACUCCACCAACUCCGAAUAUUUCGGACACAAACGGAGUAAAUGGACGAACUGGUAUUUCUAUUCAGCAAAACCCGACAAAUCCAACGGCAAAUAAUGGGUGUUGUUAA
Molecule: messenger RNA, 618 nt
Organism: Rotaria socialis
Lineage: Eukaryota; Metazoa; Rotifera; Eurotatoria; Philodinida; Philodinidae
Source: the annotation of a GenBank genome assembly